CAGGUACUGCCAGAUGCCCUAAGCGCGCCACUGAAGUUAUGAGCUGUGGGCACGGGCGGCCCUGACGUCACGACGGUCCUCCAGCACGAGUCUGGGUCCAGGCCCUGUGUAUCUAAAGACAUGGAGUUUGUGUCUGGAUACCGAGAUGAGUUCCUCGAUUUUGCUGCUCUUCUCUUUGGCUGGUUCCGCAAGUUUGUGGCAGAGAGGGGGACCAUGGGAACCAGCCUUGAGGGCCGAUGGCGUCAACUGGAGUCUCAGAUAAGGAGGCUGCCUCAGGACCCUGCCCUUUGGGUGCUCCACGUCUUACCAAACCGCAGUGUGGGCAUCAGCCUGGGGCAAGGUGCAGAGCCAGGUCCUGGGCCAGGCCUAGGGGCUUCCCGGCUCCUGGGAGAUGAACCUCCACUUCACCUGAGAGACCUGAGUCCUUAUGUCAGUUUUGUCAGCCUAGAGGAUGGAGAGGAAGGGGAGGAGGAGGAGGAGGAGGAAGAGGAGGAGCAUGGAGAGGAGAGACCAGGCACAGAGAAGGUGGAACCUCAGGAGGGUGGGGAGCCAGCCCCUCCAAGCAAGGAACUCCCCCAAGAAGUAAAGCCUGCUCAGGAGUCUGAGGUGACCCAGCAGGAGGCAAGCUGUGAUGAAGGCUGCCGAGAGGAGCGGGCAGAGGAUGAGAGGGCGCCUGAAAAGAGGAAAGGACGGAAGAGUGAGGCUGCCCCCCUGCACCUCUCCUGCCUUUUGCUGGUGACGGAUGAGCAUGGCACCAUCUUGGGCAUUGAUCUACUAAUGGACGGAGCCCAGGGGAGUGUAGGCCAGAGCCCAGGGACUGAGAAUCUGGCGCCUCGGGCCUAUGCUCUCCUCUGUCAUAGCAUGGCCUGCCCUAUGGGCUCUGGGGAUCCCCGAAAGCCCCGGCAGCUUACCGUAGGAGACGCCCAUCUGCAUCGAGAGCUAGAGAGCCUGGUGCCAAGGCUGGGUGUGAAGUUAGCAAAAACCCCAAUGCGGACAUGGGGUCCUCGGCCAGGCUUCACCUUUGCCUCCCUUCGGGCUCGAACUUGCCACGUGUGUCACAAGCACAGCUUUGAAGUGAAGUUGACACCCUGCCCCCAGUGCAGUGCUGUCUUGUACUGUGGAGAGGCUUGCCUCCAGGCUGAUUGGCGGCGAUGCCCAGAUGACGUGAGCCACCGAUUUUGGUGCCCGAGGCUUGCAGCUUUCAUGGAGCGGGCAGGAGAACUGGCAAGUUUGCCUUUCACCUACACUGCAGAGGUUACCAGUGAGACCUUUAACAAGGAAGCUUUCCUGGCCUCUCGAGGCCUCACACGUGGCUAUUGGACCCAGCUCAGCAUGUUGAUUCCAGGGCCUGGUGCUCCCAGGAACCCUUGGGGAACCACACCAUCCCUCAGCUGCCUUCUCAAUGGUGAUCCUUACCAGCUUCUGCAGGGAGAUGGACCUGCCUUGAUGCCUCCAGUGCCCCUAGACCCACCCAGGAGCCUCUUUGGUUCUUGGCAGGAUUACUACACAUGGCGGGGCCUUAGCCUGGACUCCCCGGUGGCUGUGCUUCUCACCUACCCACUGACUGUGUACUAUGUCAUCACCCACCUGGUACCCCAGUCCUUCCCUGAGCUCAACAUCCAGAACAAGCAGUCCCUGAAGAUCCACGUGGUAGAGGCUGGCAAGGAAUUCGAUCUCGUCAUGGUGUUUUGGGAGCUCUUGGUCCUUCUCCCCCAUGUGGCCCUGGAGCUACAGUUUGUGGGUGACAGCCUGCCACCUGAGAGUGACCAGCAGCAUAUUACUAUGCAGAGGGAUGGCCCUGAGGCCUCUGUUCGUCCUGGUUCUGGAGUAUCAGCACGGCUCAGCUCUGGGACUAAGGAGAAGGGGGGUCGAAGAGAUCUUCAAAUCAGGGUGUCUACCAGGCCCUAUCACCUGCUCCAGGGACCCAAGCCUGACCUGGUUAUUGGAUUUAACUCCGGCUUUGGUCUCAAGGACACGUGGCUGAGCUCUCUACCCCGGUUACAGUCUCUCCGAGUGCCAGCAUUCUUCACUGAGAGCAGUGAGUACGGCUGUGUGAUGGACGAUCAGACCAUGGCGGUGGCCACAGGAGGGGGUACCAGCUCGCCACAGCCCAACCCCUUCCGCUCUCCAUUCCGCCUUAGAGCAGCUGACAACUGUAUGCCGUGGUACUGCAACGCCUUCAUCUUCCAUUUGGUCUACAAGCCUCCCCAAGGCGGCACAGUUCGGUCAGCUCCCGGCCCUGCACCUCGACCCCCAACUCCGGCUGCUCCUCCUGUCCCGGCUCGAAGGCGCCGAGGAGAAAAGAAAGCUGCACGCGGACCCCGCCGGCGCAGAUGAGAGCGGAGUCGGCAGCAGUCCAUUCCCAAGGAUGCUUCCUAAUGGAAAACAUUCCAAGGCCCGGGGAGGACUAAUUGUCGGGAGACGAAAGGUUAAAUAAAAUCCAUUGUUUGAAA
Molecule: messenger RNA, 2453 nt
Organism: Rattus rattus (black rat)
Lineage: Eukaryota; Metazoa; Chordata; Mammalia; Rodentia; Muridae
Gene: Zmynd15
Product: zinc finger MYND-type containing 15
Exons: 14
Coding region: 121-2337 (738 amino acids)
Biological process (GO): negative regulation of DNA-templated transcription; spermatid development
Molecular function (GO): histone deacetylase binding
Source: RefSeq, a predicted model, not a curated record